Messenger RNA from Archocentrus centrarchus (flier cichlid), 3474 nucleotides. It is a transcript of the gene gas2l3, whose product is annotated as growth arrest-specific 2 like 3. Bases 181 to 2343 code for a protein of 720 amino acids. Lineage: Eukaryota; Metazoa; Chordata; Actinopteri; Cichliformes; Cichlidae. The transcript has 9 exons. Gene Ontology annotation, cellular component: actin filament. Gene Ontology annotation, biological process: actin crosslink formation. The record is from RefSeq and is a predicted model, not a curated record. Gene Ontology annotation, molecular function: microtubule binding; actin filament binding; cytoskeletal adaptor activity.
CUCCCCACUCACUCGUGGAAGCAGAGACGUUGGAGCCGCUCUGCUCGGACGUAUCGCAGGGUUUUGGCUCCUUGUUGAGGAUGUGCUUUGGAAAUUGAUCAAAGUUGCUCGCUGUCUUCCCUAAAUACCCAAGUGUUUCUGUUCUCAGAAUGAAGAAGUGAAUCAUCUGGGAUCACAAUAAUGGCUGUCCAGGCUGGCAUCCAGGUGUGGUUCGGUGAGAAGUUUGAUGCCCCCUUGCUGAGCCCCAGGAGCCCUCGCAGCCCAUUAGUGCAGCGGCAUGGCCCCGGCCUCACGGACGUCUUCCAGUAUGACCAGUGGCUGGCAGUGCGGCACGAGGCCACGCUGGUGCCCAUGCAGGAGGAUCUGGCCAUCUGGCUCACUGGCAUGCUGGGAGAGGAGGUGAGAGCCGAGUUUUUCAUGGAGGAGCUGAAUAACGGCGUGAAGCUCUGCCAGCUUAUCGGUGUGCUGCAGACCAAGAUCGCCGAGAGCUGCCCCUCCGCGCUCAGCAAGCUGUUUCCCACAAGGAAGGUAGCAUGCAAGCGGGAUGCCUCUCCAGGCUCCUUCUUCGCUCGCGACAACACCGCCAACUUCCUGGCCUGGUGCCGACACAUCGGUGUGGAGGAGACCUACUUGUUUGAGUCUGAAGGCCUCGUGCUGCACAAGGAGCCUCGGCAGGUUUGCCUCUGUCUGCUGGAGAUCGGUCGCAUCAUCUCCAAGUACGGUGUGGAGCCUCCUGUGCUGGUGAAGCUGGAGAAAGAGAUUGAAAUGGAGGAGACUCUACUCCUGACAGAGGAGCCACCUCCAGCCGUCAAAACCUUCAGCGUGUGCUGCCAGCACGGCGGCCUCUACCAACCCGGGGAGCAUGGCAUGGACAGCCCACCCUGCAACUGCUCCAACAGAGUUUCCAUCGAGUACCUGUCUGAGGGACGCUACAGACUUGGAGAUAAGACCAUCUUUAUUCGGAUGCUUCAUGGUAAACAUGUGAUGGUGCGUGUCGGUGGCGGCUGGGACACUCUGCGUGGCUUCCUGCUGAAAUACGACCCGCUGCGAGUGCUGCAGUUCACCACUCUGGAACAGAAGAUCCUGGCUUUCCAGAAAGGCCCCCCAGGCCUUGGGGGUCACCAUGGGAGUUCAACUCCUCCCCCUCCUCCUGACAUGGACCCGCUCGCUGCUGUCAAUGAUCUCAUGUCCCCUUCAUCCUCUUCCUCUUCUUCCUCCUCUUCUACCUCUUCUUGCUCUUCAGCCCCAGCCUGUAAGCCAACGUCUGCAGCUCAGACAUGUCGGUCCUACAAUGCCUCCCCAGCCUGCACACCCACAUUGCCCAGGAAGGGUUCAGUAUCUGUGCCUAAGAAGAACUUCCAGAUAACUGCUUCCUUCCCCAGGAAGCCCACUCAGCUUCCUCUGCCUGCCACAACCAAAGGUUCCUCCUCUCUCCCCUCCACACCUGUGGGAAGUACUUCCAGGCAGUCCCCUAGCCCUGGGUGUCAAGGUGUGCCGGUUCAGUGUAGAGCUCAAUCUCCAGCUGCAACUCCAUCACCUGCUCCUGUGGAUCCAAGCCCUGCCUCCAAACUGAAGCUCAAACCGCCACCUCGCUGUGCCUCCUCUCAGCCCAGGAGCCCUGUCUGCCCUGAGCCAUCCUCCAAAUGUCUCAAGCCCUCCAGCCCCUGCACCUCUCCCCCUGCUGUCCCAGUGCCCCGCCCUAUUACUGCACCAGUACGGGCAGCUACCACUAAAGAUGCCCGCCCCCCAUCAGGUGCCAGUCAGCGCUCUCGCCUAGCACAGCGCUGUCCCGGCUCCCCGGCUUCGCGCCUCCGCCUCGAGGCAGCCAGGCGAGCGAGGACGGCCUCAAGAGCAGCAGUGACACCAACUCCCAGAUCAGUGGCGACAACACCUUCACAGUCUCGGACACCCACCCCCAGCUCACGGACAGCCUCCCCAGCACUGGCAAAACCUGUUUGCUCCCAGCCAAAAAGCAAAGAGACCACAGCCAAAACUAAGGUACCGGCCCCCAACAAGGCAGCUGCCGCCCCGUCACGAAGUACUGCCGUUUCCCCCGGGCGGGUCCCAGGGGGCAACAUGGGCUCUUCUGCUGGCAGCAAAGCCAAUCAGAAAACAUCAGUUCAGACAGCUCAGAGGGCGGGGCGAAAACAAGCAGUCACAUCGAACUCCAUCAAGCAGAGUCUAAAACCUGAACCUGCUCCAGCCCUGGCACCACAGAAAACCAGCCCCAACAUCAGAGCUGUUAAAACCGAGCCCAACGUCGGGAAGAAGGUCCCACAACAGAAAGGGAAAUGUGAGGAACCUUAUUUUGAAAUGAACAGUAAGAGGAGGCAGAAGACCUAACGGGCCAGCUUCAAACCAGCAUGCUGGUGACGCUCAGCUUUGUGUCAUAGAAAUCGUCAUUAAUCCUCAUGAAAUGUAUUUUUAUUUUAUUUUAUUUUAUUUUUUGGCCUAUUUUUUUUGUUAAUUGUCUGUAAUAUUUUUUUUUAUUUAUUUUUUUAAUCCAGAAGGGUUAAAGAUGCUUUAUUUGUGUUGUCUUUGUUGUGAUUCACUGGUCUCUUCCGAGGUCAUUUCAGUGUAGCUGAUUAACACUACAACUUGCACAAUGUUUACAUUUUUCACCCUUGUUACAUGUACAGCCGUUACAGAUACACUUUGUAUGAAAAUCGUGUUGAAAUACUAACCUCAUCUUUUUUUAACACACCACCAUCAUGACUUAGUAGAAUGCACUUAAGUGAGGCAUUUUCAGGACAAAGAUCAGUUGUUAUUGACAGAGGGAACCCAGGUAAAGCCACUUCUGCCCUGUUUUCCUCAGCAGGUUACCAAAGUUGUGACAUUUUUCACCUCGGUGAGAACUCUCAUUCCGCUGGUGGACAGUCCGAUCUAGAGCCUGUGUUUUGUUUUUAUUUUGUUUUGUAUCAAUAUCUCGGUCGGAGGUGGCAUCAUUAUGAACUAUCCUCCCUGUUGUGUGCCUUCAUCAGAAAUCCCUUGUUUCUGGGUGGCAUUAGAAUGUAUUAGAUGAUGGAGGGUUAAAGGUUAAUUUUUUUUUUUUUUUUUAACUGAUGAAAAUUGCACAAUGUGUAUGAGCACUCACAACUCUGGGUAGUCAAAGAAAAGCCCAAGUUGAUGAACUACUGAUCAAAUGCCUCUUUAUCUCCUGAGGCCCUCUUGAGGCCGACAUCAUUUUAGAGCAGAAUCUACUUGUAUAGUAUUUUUUUUUUUUUUUUUUUUAAAUAUAUAUAUAUAUGACUUCUAAUUUUUGUGCGUAUUAAAAAAUCUAGUUUUCUAUGUGCUGGUGUUUGUGUGUUUUAUAUAUGUAUAAACUAUAUCAUCAGUAAGGCUUUUGUUUUUUGUUUGGCACUUUACAGAAACCUGUUUUUGUCACAUUUUUGAAUGUUGAUUCUGUCGAUUGUGUCUCUUGUUUCAGCUGCUUUUGGUCAUUUUGAUUAAUAAAUGGACAAGUGGCUUAAAUAA